AAUCGCCAUCUGACAUUUGAUUCAUCAAGCCGCUUGGCGCUCUCAUUCCAGUUGUGUAUUUUACUUAGCACAAACAAUUUUCGAACAAUCAGCUUAACGUUCAAGAAGUUUGCACUGUUCAAUGCGCAAAGCACACAUUGAAACGACACAAUGAGCCAACGAAACAUAAUGGAAUGUAACAGUCGACCGCAAAACUCAGAGCAAAACCAAAAUGAAAUUGCAAUUGCCCGCAAAAUCCAAUGGUACUUCCAACUGUAUGGCGGACCACAACCCGAGGUCUUCAAACUGAACACCCAUUGCUGGGACAAAAUUUUCGAUUGGCUGUCAAUGGAAGAUGUUCUUUCAUUUGGUCGAACAUGCAAGGCUUUCAAUUGGGUCGCCGGCGAGUAUUUCAAAGAGAACUACCCAGAAUACCAACUAUCAAUCGACAGCAGUAGCGAUUCUUCCAUAGCGAAGGAUUUCAGUCCAUAUGUGCAGAGCAUUAUGUUGAAUUACAAAAUGACUGAAUCGGACUGGAGUCUCGUAUCAAAUUGCAAGUCACUGAGGCAUAUUGAAUUUGAUCGAACUACGUUAACUAAAUCGUCUAUAAACACUGUUGAAAAUGUUCUCAAAACGGUUGAAGAAAUUUCAUUGUUCGAACCCAACAUCAAUGUUUCCGUGUAUGGAGAUUUUCACAAACUGUGUGCAAAAUUGAAACGUUUGGAUAUUUAUGAUGAUAAGGUGGAUGUUUUCCUUUCGCAAAAAUAUCCAGUGCUCGAACGGUUAAGGCUAUAUACUGAUCCAAGUGGCGAUGGAUUGAACACGUUUUUCCAAAUGAAUUCAAAUGUACGAAAUCUUACGUUCCGGUUUGCAGAUUCUAUUCGGAAUAUUCGAGACUGCAACAUUAACUUGGAUGAUUUAACCAUUAAAAUAUUUAGUGAUAGAUAUUACGACUUCAAUAUCUUCGAUGUUUUGAAUCAACUUUACCAGUGUGGUUUUUACAAACACUUGCACAUCGGCGGAUGGAACGAGGAUCAUCAACUAGCUGGAUUGCAAGGUCUUGUGACUCUGUAUGUCCAAAUUGGGACUGUACAUGAAAGAAGGAAUGUCAUGCUGCCGCCACUGCCAGAUCUAAAGGAACUUGGUUUCAUUGCUAAUAUGACUAAAUUACGCAACAAAGGAUUGAACGUGACCGAAAUUCCCAACUUGUGUACAAAUCUACAACGAUUAUAUAUAUGUGAACCAUCCGUUGAUGACAUUUUACCGUUCAUUCGUCGUUCACAACGUUUGGUUGAGAUCGAAAUUGACGAAUUUGAAGGGAAAGUAAUCGACAUCACAGCACUAAAUAAAGAACGCAAAAAACUGAAUGGAGCACGAAAAGUGACAUUCUACGUUAGUGAGGACAUUUACUUAGCAACAAAAUGGGCAACAAAGGAUAUCAACCUCAGCUUGAUCGAAAUACGACGCAGCGAAUCGUACGCAGGCAAAUUUGCACACACUUUACGAUGCGGUUGGUAGGAAUAAUACAGUAAGAUCAGCAGCAUCAUUAAUCUAAUUCUAAAAAAUAUCAUUCAAGAUGUCUCAAAGUUCAAGCCUUGCUGCAAUUCAACCUGAACGAUCUAAAUAAAUAGAAAAAAUGUCAAAACUAAACACCAUCAUGUCAUAUAUGAAUUAAAACUUUAUUAUUUUUGCGAUUCAUUUGUAAAAUUGAUGUAAAUAUGCAAAUGUCAGUUCGAGUAAGGUGCAAUUUUCCAUGUAUCGAAUAAUGUUUAUUGUCUGGAUAACCUUCGAAUUUCGGUUUGAUUUUUUGUCCGCAAAACAAAGAUUAUAUUUCAAUAAAUUUUAAUUGAAUCGCAAACUCUGCGAAUCAGUA
This is a messenger RNA of Sitodiplosis mosellana (orange wheat blossom midge), 1852 nucleotides long. RefSeq lists its product as uncharacterized. Bases 151 to 1497 code for a protein of 448 amino acids. NCBI's taxonomy places the organism in Eukaryota, Metazoa, Arthropoda, Insecta, Diptera, Cecidomyiidae. The record is from RefSeq and is a predicted model, not a curated record. Gene Ontology annotation, molecular function: protein binding. The transcript is spliced from 2 exons.